Messenger RNA from Leptopilina boulardi, 992 nucleotides. RefSeq names its product tigger transposable element-derived protein 4-like. The record is from RefSeq and is a predicted model, not a curated record. Bases 6 to 551 code for a protein of 181 amino acids. The transcript has a single exon. Gene Ontology annotation, molecular function: DNA binding. NCBI's taxonomy places the organism in Eukaryota, Metazoa, Arthropoda, Insecta, Hymenoptera, Figitidae. Gene Ontology annotation, cellular component: nucleus.
GAAACAUGAAGAGAAGCCGAAAAGUUGAGUUUCCUAAUGUUGAAAAGUGUUUGUUAGAAUGGAUAAAAGAAAUCCGCGACAAAAAUAUUCCCAUGGAUGGCCCAUUAUUAAAAGGAAAAGCCAGUGAUUUUGCGACCAAACUAGGAAUAAAAAACUUCUCAGCUAGUAACGGCUGGUUUCAGGGUUUUAAAAGACAACAUGAUAUAGUUUUUAAGAAAUUAUCCGGAGAAAGUAAAUCUGUGGAUGUAAGUGUAUGCAAUCAGUGGACCAAAGAUCUGCCGAAUCUUUUAAGGGAAUAUGAUCCAGAAGACAUUUACAGUGCAGACGAGACUGGUUUAUUUUUUAAGUGUCUAACAGACAAAACUUUUGCCUUUAAAGAAGAAAAAUGCCACGGAGGAAAACAAAGUAAGAAACGUAUUACUGUUCUUCACUGCGCAAAUAUGACUGGAACGGAUAAAUUGCCUUUACUUGUCAUCGGAAAAUCAAGACGACCUCGAUGUUUUAAAGGUUUGUUUCUUAUAAACACUACUUUAAAAACUCAUUUUCAUUAACUUGAAAAUCAUUACAUAAUUUUUAUUUGCAGGUGUAAAAACUCUACCUGCCGAUUAUGAAAACAACUCAAAGGCUUGGAUGACAAGAGAAAUAUUUAAAAGGUGGUUACAGAAAAUGGAUAAAAAAAUGAAGACCAAAAAAAGAAAAAUUGUUCUGGUAAUUGACAAUUGUACUGCUCAUACGGAUUUACCUACGCUCGAAAACGUGAACGUAAUUUUUUUACCUGACAAUACUACCAGCCAUUUGCAGCCAUUGGAUCAGGGAGUAAUUCAUGCUUUCAAGAGAUAUUAUCGCAAAGAAGUAGUGAAACAUGUUUUGACAUGUUUACAAAAAAAUACUAAGCCUGAAAUAAACGUACUUCUGGCUAUAAAAUUCGCCAGAAAAGCAUGGUACGCAAUCAGUGACAUUACUAUCAAGAAUUGCUUUAAGAAAGCCGGAUU